Molecule: messenger RNA, 4479 nt
Organism: Aureococcus anophagefferens
Lineage: Eukaryota; Pelagophyceae; Pelagomonadales; Pelagomonadaceae
Exons: 3
Coding region: 1-4398 (1465 amino acids)
Source: RefSeq, a predicted model, not a curated record
AUGCUUCGCGCCGCUCCGCUCCUCGUCGCGGUCGCCGCGGCCGCGCGGCCGUACUGCAAGGAGCCCCACGCGGACCAUCUCCAGGCGCACCGGGUGCCCACGGACUACAAGCUCGCGCUCCUGGGCAUCUACUACAACGACGUCGAGGGGGAGGACCGGCCGACGGAGGCCGACCUGCGCGCGUGGUACCACAACGACGCCGCCGUGGCCUACCUCGAGGAGGUCAGCGACGGCUGCCUCGACGACAUGACCGUCGAGUUCUUCGUCGCGGAGAACGGCAUCGGCCACGGCCUCGGCGCCGGCUGCGACGACGACGAGUUCUUCAAAGAAACGUACAUCGCGGCGCCGACGAACGGCGGCGGCCGCGCCUUCAACGCUUCGGACUACGACGGCAUCGUCGUGUUGCCCCUGGGCUACUGCACGACGAGCGCGUGGGCGGGCGCCAUCGCGCUCCACGUCGACGAGCGGACGGAGGAGUUCUCGGGCGUCUACAUGGGCCGCGACCUCGGAGGCCCCGGCUGGCGGAGCGCGGGCGACGGCGACGACGCCUGCGAGGACGACGCGGCGUGGAGCGCCGGGUCCGUCGACUGCGCCUACAUCGCCGAGGACCCGGCGGCGCGCUGCGGCGACGUCGAGGCGGCGGCGGCGUGCCCGGACUGGACCUUCGACUACGCGCAGUACGAGAACACGAUGACCGCGACGAUCCUGCCGAAGAUCGGCGGGACCAACCAGGUCGAGGGCGCGCUCUCGGCGUGGAUCGACGGCGAACGCCACGCGCAGUCGGGCGGCACCGACGUGCUGCCGUUCGGCCCCUACGCCGGCCAGUCCGUCCACCAGGCCAUGAUCUACGGCGGCGCGGCGCAGGAGGACGGAGCGAUCGUCUGGAAGCUCUGCGUCGACGGCGCGAUCUACGCGAGCGUCGGCUCCGCGGAAACGUUCCAGGCCGACGAGACGCUCGGCGACGCGACGAGUCCCACCGUCGUCGACUUCGUCAAGGAGACUCCCGAGGCGAAGUGCCCGAAGACGUGCGGCGCGUGCUCCGCGCUCGCCUCCACCUACAUGCACGAGCUCUUCCACAUGAUGGGCGCGCAGUACCACGCGACGGGCCUCGUCUGCCACGAGCCCGAGCGCGACUUCCAGGACCUGCUCCACCGCUGCGCGGACACGAACUACGGCGACUUCUACGACGUCAUGGGCUCGGGCAACGGCUUCGCGCCGAACCUCCAGGCGGCGAUCCGCUACGACAUGGGCUGGAUGGGCAAGGACGACGUCGAGUUCGUCGAGACCAGCGGCGAGUACGCGAUCUACCCGCUCAACGGCGGGCCGGGGUCCCACAACCGGACCGAUCCCAAGAAGCGCGCGCUCUUCUUCGCCACGGGGCCGGGCGUGCCCGUGCACCUGACGCUCGAGUGGCGCACGCACCACGACGCGCCGGGCGUCAGCGCCGCCGUCCUCGAGCGGAACCCGGGCUUCUUCGUGCGCUCGGGCACCGCGCUCGUCGACGCGGACGUCGCGUCGUGCGAGCCCUUCGGCGACGACGAGAAGCUGCGGACGACGCUCCUGCCCGACGCGGCGCUCGUGCUGCACAUGGACGGGACCGUCGUCAAGGCCGACAAGGAGGGCCCGCGCGACGACGGGACCAUGGCCGUCGAGAUCCGGUUCACCGGCGAGCGCCAGGAGUACUUCGGCGAGUACUACAACUGCGGCAGUUACGGCUCGUGCGCCGGCGACGGCGGCGACGGCCAGUACUGCGACGCGGGCGCCUGCGGCGACCACGGCGCGUCGCUCCGCGUCCCGAAGCGCCUUUCCCGCAACUUCUGGGCUCCGUUCUAUACGUGCCACGACGAGUGCCUCGACGAGACGAAGGUGUGCGACGACUACGACUUCCGGGGUCACCCGUCCGUGGGCUACCCGCUCACGCCCGACGCGACCAUGGACAGCGGCUACGCCUACCCCUGCUGGGACAAGGACCUCGGCGACGUGCCCGCGGACCUGCGCGACGCGUGCUCCCAGAUGUUCCAGGGGCGCUGCACGGCCGGGACGCGCUUCGCGCGCGUCAGCCACCACCACAUCUCGCACCUCGCGAACGCGGACCGCGACCCCGGCUGCCACGGCGACGAGGGCGAGUUCGACAUCGAGCUCGUCGCGUCGACUCUCGACGGGGUCGGCUUCGAGGUGCAGCAGGACCCCUCGUGGUAUUCGUGGUUUCCGAUGCGCCGGCUGAACAUGGCGCCGGGCGACGGCCGCCAGGUCCACUUCGCCUACGGCAUCCCCGACGCCACGCCCGACGGCACCUACGACAGCUGCAUCUCGAUCACGAACACGUUCACGGGCCUGCGCAAGGGCUUCCUGCACCGGCUCACGCUCGGCCAGCCCUUCGACGAAUUCCGCCACAACCGCCUCGCGAGCUUCGGCCCCGUCGACUACGACGGCGACGGCGACGUCAGCGCCGGCGAGCAAGGGCUUUUCCUGGCGAUCGAGGCCGCCUGCGACGGUCUGGCCGGCUGCGCGCCCGGCUACCCCGACUGCGAGUGGGACUGGCAUCCCGACUUCUGCCACGUCGAGGACGAGGUCGCCUGCGACGGCGCGGACGCGGCGCUGGGCACGGAGGACCGCUGCUGGGAGGCGUCGUGGUCGCCGGACGACGCGGCGCACUACGCCUCCCGCGGGCGCGACCAGUGCGAGAACCUCGGCGCGUUCUGCAAGGGCGGCGCGAAGAUCCUCGAGGCCGAGGCGUGCGACGACCCGCUGCUCAUGCCCUGCAAGAACCAGGAGUUCUGCUUCCAAGACACGACGGCGUGGACGGAGCUCGGCCGCACCUACGACUACGCCGGCCGCGUCGUCUCGGCGCUCGACUACGACGCGGACGCCUCGCUCGAGCCCUGGGCGACGCCGGGGCCGUGCCAGACGGCCUGGACGCUCGACCCGCUCCGCGACGCGCUGCCGACGGCGCCCGUGGGCAGCAACUUCCUCUGCGGCGAGGACGGCGCGGGCGGCGCCAACUCGCUCCACGGCACGGCCUUCUGCGAGCACACCGCGAGCAAGGCGGACGUCGACGCGCUCGGCUGGACGUGGCCCGAGGAGACGGCCGCCUUCCCGCACGCGCGCUGGGCGGGCUUCAUCCAGGAGGGCCACGCGUGCUGGGCCCAGGGCGAGCCCGACGUCGAGUGCGCCAAGCGCCUCUGCGAGGAGACGGACGAGUGCGGCGGCCUGACCGUCGGCUGGGUCGAGAAGGACGCUCCCAUGUCGGCGCCCCCGGAAGAGCGCCGGGGCCGGCCGUUCUUCGUCUACUUCCUCCAGCGGGGCCUCAUCGGCCGACCGGACCUCGACAGUUUCAACAACUGGAACAAGCGCGGCGAAGGCUCGGGGAGCACGGAGAUCGCCUGCCUCUACAAGCCGCAGGCGUCGUCGACGGCGGACGAAUGUACGUGCUUCGGCGUCUACCUCGACGGCACGUCGCCGAUCGUCCCGUCGGGCGCCUGCCCCAAGCCGACGCCCGCGCCGUCGCCCGCACCGAUUAGCGAUACGACGACGACCACGACGAUGACGACCACGACGACGACGGCCGCGCUCUCCGCCGCACCGACGCCCGCGCCGACCGGCGACGCGGCCGCCGCAACGUGCGAAGACGACGCGGACUGGCUCGCGCAGUCGAACAAGAAGGCGAAGAAAAAGUGCGCGAAGAAGACGACGAAGAAGAAGUGUAAAAAAAAGUGCGCGUGGAUCGAGGGCGCGUGCGUCGAGAAGCUCCAAACAUGCGAGGACCUCUUCUACAAGAAAGGAAAGCCCCAAAAGGAAGGCGCUAAGCUCGUCAAAACCUGCAAGAAGCAGGGCACGAUCGGCGGCGCGACUUCGAAGAAGGCCAGCGCCGCCUGCCAGAAGGCGUGCGGCACGUGCGACGACGUCGGCGCGGUCGUCAGCGCGACGACGACGACCGCCGGCUUCACCGAUCUCGGAGAGUGGUGCGCGGACUCCGGCACCCAGCUCUGCAAGAUGCAGUGCGAGGUCCCGGACUGCCCGAUCGGCGAAUGCGCGAUGCGCCAAGGCACCUGCUGCGACUACACGUGCAAUGGUCCCUCGUGCGAGUCGAAGAGGGGCCGCGACUCCUUGUCCUGGCACCGGAAAGACGCCCCGACGAAGACCUGCAAGUGGGUCGAAAGGAAGCCGACGACGCGGUGCCGCAAGAAGGGCGCGACCGGCGCGCGGGCCGUGGCGGAGUGCGUCCGCGCCUGCGCGUCGUGCCCCUCCGAGGGCGCGUGCGCGGACGACGCGACGUGGUACCACACCAACAAGAAGAACAAGAAGCUCGACUGCGUCAGCGUCGCGCGGAACCCCGCGCGCCGCUGCGGCAUGCCCGGCGCCAAAGCGGCCUGCCCGGCGACCUGCGGCACGUGCUGAGUACGCAGCCCGAGAGCCCCGCGCCGAACGCGCGGGGCCGAACAAGAACCCCUUCCCCCGACGCGCUAAAAGACGCCACCU